AUGAAGACAUUAGGCGUUCUGUCCCAAAGGGGCUGGCGUCGCACUGGUGCAGUCAACGUCAUUCUUGCUUCGACAUGUGGACUGGUCCUCCUGAUAUGCCUCAUUGUCUCCCUCAAAGGGAAGGAAUCUUCCGCAGACCUUGGUACAUCACGAAUUUAUCAAGGUUCCUGCAGCCAGGCGGCAACAGUAAGCACCACGCUGCACGUAGCCCUUAACAUUGUGUCUACGGGUGUUUUGGCCUCUUCCAACUUCUUUAUGCAAAUUGUUACAUCUCCGUCCCGUGGCGAAGUUGAUCGCGCUCAUCAGUAUCUACGAUCCCUAGAUAUAGGGCUUCAAUCGACGAGAAAUCUACCUGCUCUGUCGCGGAUGAAGCAGAUUUGUUGGGUCAUGCUCCUUAUGAGUAGCAUUCCCCUACAUCUCUUCUUCAACAGCGCUGUAUAUAAGACCGCUUACCAAAGUCAACGCUGGAAUCUUGCUAUAGCGACUGAACAAUUUGUUGCCAACGGCAUCGAGAACAAAACGUACUGGCUACCUGGAGCUAGUCUAGCGGGAAGCGGGACAUCGUCACCAGCACAGCAGCUUUGGCACGAUGGAGAAAUAACUUCAAACCAAACAAUUUAUAGAAUCCAGGGGUUUGGAGACCGCAAUAUAUUCGACCAGGGAUACCUAAUCGAUCAAGGAAGUGAGCUACCGAGAAAUGUCUCAAGUGUUGCUGAAAAGAGCCUGGAGUGGGUGCAUUUGAAUGUAGCAGCUUGCAUGGCGGAGUUCAGGCCUUCCAAAGUACACACCCAAUACCGGGACCUUGUCAUGGUCGUGGACUCUGGGACUACCUCAAAUCAAGGGUGGAUUCGGAGCCAAGUCUUUGACUUUACCCCUGAGAGCAAAUUAAGUAAUACGUGGAACUCAAGGAUGCCGCCAAAUGGCGUCAACUCCCUAUGGUACUGGACGCAAUGCACCGUCGACACCCCCCUCGCUUCCCAGUACUGGACAUCUACAAGCAGUUAUUACCAUUCGUGUGGGCGACUCUUCGGACUGCACACCUCCUAUCCACUCUAUAGUUCUGUUUACCCAGAUCCCAACUCAGUCUCUUUCGAAGAUGAUGGUCUGGAAGGGAUAACUACGGCUGAAGAAACUUCCCAAGGCUACAUUGCUCGUACAGGCGCAAGAACUCUGCAGAUUAAGUAUUGUCUGGCCGAACCAACCACAUGUCAAGUAAGGGUUUCCAAUACGCUGUUGUUAAUUGUCAUACUAUGCGUUCUAAUAAAAGUGGCCACAUGCAUUUUCAUCUUGAGCAAGUUGACGGAAGUCGCCCUCGUGACACCCGGAGACGCCAUUGAAUCUUUCAUUACGGGUCCGGACCCUGUCACCGAGGGUCUUGGAUCUUUAGGCUUUUCAGACGCCCAGAACCUUGAGUGCAAACCGCGCAAGGCGUAUUCCACUACCCAAGAUCCGGCGCUUACAUUUGUACAUCGGCCGGGAAGGUGGCUUACUAAGACCCAAGGCUUGCACUCAGCAGUUGGGCGGGGUAUUUGGGUUCAAGUAUACUACCCUAGCUUCUUAGCUCUGGUCAUGGUGAUUGUGGCUCUUAUCUUCAGCAGCAUGUCAGGGUUAGGGGAGUUUGGGCCGUCUGAAAAUACGGAGACUACCACGUUCGGCUAUUUGCUGUAUGGGUCUACGAGCUACCUUGCCAUACUCAUUGUCGUCAACACACCUCAAGUCAUUCUCUCAUUUAUCUAUCUCACAAUCAACACACUGCACACACAACUCAAGGUUGAGCAAGAAUGGAAUUCCUAUGGUGGUGGAUAUACCCCCCUGCGAGUAUCAUAUCCAUCCGGCAUGCAAGUAUCAACCUACCGCCUUCAACUGCCAUAUAAGUACAGCAUCCCACUCAUAGCCAUCAGCACGCUUCUUCAUUGGCUUCUCUCCAACUCUCUGUUUCUUCUAUUUAUUGAACGGCAUCGAACGCCUAGUUUAUCAAAUUUCAACGAAGUGGCAGAUAGCUUUGGCCUCCCCAAGGGCACUACUGUAGGGAUCGGCUUUUCCGGGUUAAGCACAGUUGUGUUAUCCUGCGUGGGCGUUGUUUUCAUCGUGUCCCCUUUCUUUUUUAGGUAUCGGAAACUGAAGAACGACAUGGUGGUUGGAGGGACAAACAGUCUCGUCUUGUCAGCCGCGUGCCAUCCCCCUCUCAGGUCGCGUAACACCGCCGCGCAAAACGAGUCAACAGCACCACUGCUUCCCAUGGAGGGUCUCGGUGAUAAGGAUCAUCUUAAGGAGUUGGCGCGAGGCAAGCUACGAUGGGGAGCUAUGCCAUUACCCCAUGAACUCUCUGCCAUGAUACAGGUCGAAGACAGCGAGUCCGUCAUGCACCUCAGUCUCGGGGGAGAAAUACACGACGUGCAAGCCCCCAAAUCAGGGAUGUUAUAUGUUUAA
This is a messenger RNA of Neoarthrinium moseri, 2430 nucleotides long. RefSeq lists its product as uncharacterized. Lineage: Eukaryota; Fungi; Ascomycota; Sordariomycetes; Amphisphaeriales; Apiosporaceae. Bases 1 to 2430 code for a protein of 809 amino acids. The record is from RefSeq and is a predicted model, not a curated record. The transcript is spliced from 4 exons.